AUGAAGUCACACGUCGCUCUGCUAUUAUUGCCACACUGCAUUGUUGCCUGGAACUACAAGGAGAAGGUGUUCAUGUACCAGGCAGCGGAGACAUUGACAAAGUUCUACACCAACUCGCCUGACGAGCGCGUGAUCUAUGAGCGGCUGGCAAUGUUUCUCGGCGACUACGGAGCCGUUCUCGGGCUACGCAGCGAUCCGACGGCGCAGGACUACCGCGAGGCGCUGGAAAAGCUGAUGGCGCAUGUGGAGAGGGCCAAGAAGGAAGGCAAGCAAGGAUGCGCCGGGCGAGAUCAGCCUGGACGUGCUGAGCUGGCCGGCUGA
Messenger RNA from Linderina pennispora, 321 nucleotides. RefSeq lists its product as uncharacterized. NCBI's taxonomy places the organism in Eukaryota, Fungi, Kickxellomycota, Kickxellomycetes, Kickxellales, Kickxellaceae. The coding region runs from base 1 to 321 and encodes 106 amino acids. The record is from RefSeq and is a predicted model, not a curated record. The transcript has a single exon.